This is a messenger RNA of Peniophora sp. CBMAI 1063, 1980 nucleotides long. The record is from the annotation of a GenBank genome assembly. Lineage: Eukaryota; Fungi; Basidiomycota; Agaricomycetes; Russulales; Peniophoraceae.
AUGGAUAGUGCUGUCCAAAAGAGCAAUUGGUUUCCCGACGUCGCUCGCCGCGUAGUCGAGUUGACCGCAUCGAUACUCCCUAGGGAUGUCGACUUUCAGUCGGAGUUGCAGAGAGAAACCCUGUUUCUCGAGCAUGCGAUCACGCAGCUCAAGCGAGUGCAGAAUGCGCAACGGCCGCUCGUCCGUCUGCCUCCCGAAGUAUUGGUCAUGAUAACCGAGAUCCUCACCGACGAGUGGCCCGCUUUUGGUCCCGCGCACCAUCGCAUUGUGGACUCCGACUCCGACUCAGAGGAGGAAGAGAGGAUAACUGCUCGGAACGAUACAUCAUCAGAUAAACGGCAGUACCUUGGGUGGAUACUGUUCGGGCACGUCUGUAGCUCACUCCGCAACACACUUCUUGGCCGCCCGGUCUUCUGGGCAAAGGUAGUCUCCAAGAAUCUACGAGCGCGGGAGACUAUUCUACAACGUUGCGGAGAGACCCCUCUUCACCUGAUAGCGAAUACCGGUUAUAACGCCACGCGAUAUCAGUCGGAGCUCGACUUCAUCUCUAAGCACAUGCCGCGUGCGCACACCAUUGACGUAGAAUUGAUCGCGUCAAGUGCGGUCAACAACGUAUUCAGCCCAGCAAUCCUGGCCCAGAGGGCGAUGCCCCACUUGGUCAAACUGAGAGUUCGAUCUCGCAGUGAUGAGACUUCCAUUCUGAUUGCACGAGAUACGUUGGACCUCCCGGCAUUUGAAGCACCUCAUCUCAGGGAUCUGAGCUUUGAGAAUGUCAUGGUACCCUUCCCGACCUCGAAUCUGGUCCAUCUUCAAAUAACAUUUUCCUCUCGAUACGCCGGCCAUCUGCCUUCCGAAUACAUCGCUGACCUAACGGAACACCUGAAUGCGCUCGAGACACUGAGCCUGGGACGCUGCCUAUCGAUUAUGACACCCGCCCACCCCGCGAAGCAGCCACGAUUACCUCGCCUUUCCUUCGUCACGCUCAAAGAUCAGGCGGCGCCAGCAAAGAGUGUCUGGGUGUACCUCCGCGCUCUUCGCCCAUCCGCUUGCUUCACGAUUGAUAUCACAUUCAAUCCAGCACGCGACAGGCAUGGAGAUGCAGUUCCGAUAUCCCUCCAAGGAUCUAUCGACGCGGAUGUUGCUGGCUUAUGUAUAUUCACUCACGGGGACCCACCGCUCGAGCCUGCGUAUUGGGAUGAAGAGCCGCCUGAGAGUGGCGACGACAGGGAUGACGAGUAUCAUAUAUCCUUCUUCGCGCCAAGAAAUGGCGCCGUCUUGCACGACUAUCGCGCCAAACGAGGUGAAGACGUAUUCCGGACUAAUUUCGAUCGGAGGCUCGAGGUCAUCUUCGAUUGUCUCGAGGAUGAGCUACCAUGUGAUGUUGUCAACGGCCUUGCACCGUCCCUUGACUUUGGCGCUAUAACAACCCUCUCCUUGUCGAUCGACGGCCUCAAUGACCCUAAAGAGUGGUCUAGAACGUUACGACCGUUCGUGAACGUAGAGACUCUGGUUCUGAAGCGAGGAUACAAAGCGAUUGUCCUCGCUCUUACACCAUCAUUCGGCGAAACUGGCAUCAACCCUUUGCUCCCUCGUCUGCGGUUCCUCUGGAUCUCCCGGCUGACAUUUCGAGCGGCGCAAACUGCGCAAUCGGACGGCAUUACUGCUUACGCCAGUAUGCUCGAAUGGCGCACUCAAGAUGGUGCGGCACUACAACAUCUUCGUGUCGAUGCGCUCCAUAUGGACAAAAGUCUGGCCAAGGAGGUCUUCGUGCCGCGUAUGGAGUCCCUCGUGCCACGCGUGGAGUGCACAAUCGCCAUCAAGCAUCCACGGCGAGGACCAGUCACAGCUGCGGCCUCACUAAGCUUGGCCCAAGCUCUGUUUCAAUCGGAUAGUUCGGAGUCGAGCUCGUCGGAGUCGAACUCGUCGGAGUUGGACUCAUCGGAGUCGGGGUCAAGCUCUUCGGAAUCGGAUAGCGAAUAG